AUGAAAUCGAUAUGGUGGAUGUUAGGAGGAGUUUUACUGAUAUUGCUUUUACUUGUUACUUUUCUCUACAUUGUCUACUCAAUACUUUUUCAGUCUCGGUGGGUUAUCAAGCUUAUAGCGAAGUACGAGAAGCGGGCCUUUUUUUAUUUUGAUACAAAGGAGCGUGUUAUAGCGUUGACCAUCGACGACUCACCGUCGAAUCAAACUGAGCAGUUUGUUGCUCUUCUUAAGCAGUACAAUGCACACGCCACAUUUUUUGUUAUUGGUGACAGAAUAAAAGAACGUGAAGAAAAGCUCAUUCAAAUAGUCGAAGCGGGCAAUGAAAUUGGGAAUCACACACUCCACGACGAGCCUUCAUUCAAAAACACUCCCACUGAAUUCGCUGAGAAAGUUCUUCAAAAGUAUAAGUGGUUUCGCCCAGGUUCAGGACUUCCUUCGUCAUUCAUGUUUGACACAAUCGACAAUUUAAAUUAUCGGAUGGUGAUUGGGUCAAAUUACGCAUUUGACGCGCAGACAGACAACACUACGUUCACAUCCUUUUUGUUACGACAUUCGGUCAGUAAUGGAAGUAUAGUAGUAUGCCACGACAGACCAUACAACAUAGCAGAAGUAGAAAACUUUCUUCAGUACUGUCAGAAGAACCACAUUGAAGUUCUUUCAUUGGGUGAAAUGGCCGAGCGUGUGUACAACUCUCAGCCAUUCAAAAUGGAUGUUCCAAUACCAACACACUUUUUCUCACAAUUUGCGCUCGGUACUCCUGAUGAGUUAAGUACAGAAACAGUCAAAGAGCCGAUUAUGCCACAUCUCUAA
This is a messenger RNA of Entamoeba invadens IP1, 810 nucleotides long. RefSeq lists its product as hypothetical. The coding region runs from base 1 to 810 and encodes 269 amino acids. The transcript has 2 exons. The record is from RefSeq and is a predicted model, not a curated record. Gene Ontology annotation, biological process: carbohydrate metabolic process. Lineage: Eukaryota; Evosea; Mastigamoebida; Endamoebidae. Gene Ontology annotation, cellular component: membrane. Gene Ontology annotation, molecular function: hydrolase activity, acting on carbon-nitrogen (but not peptide) bonds.